Drosophila eugracilis is the source of this 2338-nucleotide messenger RNA. RefSeq names its product insulin-like growth factor-binding protein complex acid labile subunit. Gene Ontology annotation, cellular component: extracellular matrix. The transcript is spliced from 2 exons. Bases 84 to 1748 code for a protein of 554 amino acids. The record is from RefSeq and is a predicted model, not a curated record. Gene Ontology annotation, molecular function: protein binding. Lineage: Eukaryota; Metazoa; Arthropoda; Insecta; Diptera; Drosophilidae.
CUCAACUCAUCGCCAGUGCAUUAUUUGCGGUCUAACAAAGCGCGAGCAGUGGAAAGCGCUUUUAAAUUAAUAUAAAAAGUAUAAUGCAUUAUUACAUAUAUCUCCUGAUCGGAGUUUUCGGUUUGAAGGUGGGUGAGGCUCUUCCCGUUUACGAUGCCACCGGGCGGUUCAAUCUCAGUGCCAGUUGCCCGGAGUCUUUCUGCCAACUGAAUGAUCAACCAGUCGCCUACUCCGCAAGUCCGGCCCUUGAACUCCGGGAACUGCUCUUGACGAACUGCAGUCGCCAAUCGAUCCCAUGGCUUGUUCUAAAUCUCACGCCAGGUUUAAGGACAUUGAUCAUCAGGAAUUGUGCCACCUAUCACAUCAACAAGGAGGUUCUAAAGGUAGUGGGGAAUCUCACGUCCCUGCAGAUGCAGAGCACGAGACUUGGCGUCCUCCGGGACGAAAUCUUUACCACUGUUCCCCGUUUGGAGAUCCUAGAAUUAGGACAAAACAUCAUCCACACGGUGCACGUGGAUGCCUUCAAGGGUUUAGCAAAACUAAGGUUACUGGGUCUGCAAGGCAAUGGGAUUCAAGAGAUCCAAACCAGAACUUUAGAUCCUCUAGUAGAGCUAGUGCAUCUGGAUUUAAGCAGCAAUCAACUUACCAUUUUGCCACAAAAUAUUUUUGCCAAAAAUAACAAGAUGCAAACUUUACUGCUUAAUGGAAACCAAAUGAAGACUUUACUGCCAGAAGUCCUUACUUCCUUACCCAAUCUUCGACUGCUUGAUUUGGGACAUGCAGGUGACUUGGACACUCUAAUGCUGGACCUUCGCAAUGUCCAGAACUUAAUCUUGGAGGGCAGUCGUCUUAGCAGCUUAGUCAUCAAUGGAGGCUUUAUCUCACUGCAGGCCGGCAACAACGAGCUGAAUAAUCUGCAUGUGGGAAACAAGAGCGCUGUCAUCGAAAUGGAUCUCCAUGGUAACUUGCUGAAUGGAAAUGAUAUUGCCAGCUUCCUCAGAGGAAUGUGGAAUCUACAAAGACUCGAUCUCUCAAAGAAUAUCAUCGAAACACUGCCAUUGCAUGGAAGUGGAUCGGAGGAUCCUGACUCUCAAGAACUAUUCCUUUUGCCCAGUUUAAAGUACUUGAAUUUGGCCAACAAUCGUUUAGUAAGUUUGCCUUCGGACUCGCCAAUCUUCUCCUCCCGUCUCAACUUCUUGGACUUGUCCCAUAACCUAAUACUAACCCUGGAUGUCGAGAUAUUGAGGGGCUUGCCGGUUCUUCAGGGUCUGUUUGUCGAGGGAAAUCGGCUGAAUACCUUCGACUACCAGCUUUUCCAUCAGCAGCACGAAGAUCUCAAGGAGCUGGGACUACAUGAUAAUGCCUGGGCACUUGGUUUAUAUCGCAAGAUGUUUGUCUAUCUCACCGAUCGAGGAGUUCACCUGCAGGCAGGACCCCAAACCCAUGCCCCGAUAAAUCGUAGUCUAGUGGAUAUUGAUUGGCCACCGACUUCGGAGGCCCAGAAAUUGGAUCCACCAGGAGUGUCUGGCAUACAUCCAUACUGGACCCUAAGAGAUAUCCUGGCUUUUGUGACCCUACUAGUGGUGUUGAUUAUUCUGCUGAUGAAUCUCUAUCACAUCCUGGAGGAAGAGGGCUGUCUGCGAAGGUUUCGUCACUGGAGGAGGUCUACCAUCCUGGGAGGAGGUAAUUCUAACACCAUCAGACGACGACUUAAUGAGCAGGACUCCCAACUCAGCUCCAGUGAAUAGACGGGGACAUGUAGCCAAGCUGCUCCGCAAGCCAAAUAAACGCCAAUUUGAUGUCAAUUUAGCGCUAGUCUCUCCUCUUUUCCUAGCGUGUUGUUGCUAUAUCUGUUGCUUACUUAGUUGUUUGUGGGUAUCACAUGAUACCCUGUCAUUUUCAGUUAGAUAUGAUCGAAUAUAAAGAAUUUAGACAAUUAUGAAAAUAUAUAUUAUGAAAAAAAACAUUAAUACUAAACUUAAUCCUUUGAAACACAUUUAAUUGUUUGUUUAUUAAUAUUAAAUAUUAUGAAAAAGUCUUUAAGUACUAUAGUCUUAUCAAUAUUAAGGCUUACGCGAACAUGUUAGAUUAGCUAAUUAAGUUCAAGGGUCUAUGUAUGAUCUAUUAAGAUUAAAUAUUCCUUAUUUGCAUUAUAUUUUAAGGUAUAUUUUUCAUACAGAAAUAUUUUUAUAGGGUAUAGCACAUGUCUCAUCACCCACUUUACAAGAGCUGCAUAUUUUGCAUAUGAAAUCUUAGCAACGAGAGGAGAGAAACAAUGUCCAAAGUAAAGGAAAGGCAGUGGAGAAGAAAAAUAAAACACUGAAAAAAUAUUUUGUAA